Molecule: messenger RNA, 3700 nt
Organism: Neolamprologus brichardi
Lineage: Eukaryota; Metazoa; Chordata; Actinopteri; Cichliformes; Cichlidae
Gene: arhgef4
Product: Rho guanine nucleotide exchange factor 4
Biological process (GO): intracellular signal transduction
Molecular function (GO): guanyl-nucleotide exchange factor activity; protein binding
Source: RefSeq, a predicted model, not a curated record
UAAAGGAAACAAGGUUGAUCCUAGUAGUUAGAUGGUUGAGGUAGCACGGCUCCAGGCAGAGCACCAUUUUAGAAGGAGCUCUUAAUGGAGAGAAAAGAUGAGCACAGAUACAACAAGCCAGCUCCAAAUGGCCAUUUGGUUUAAGAGGUAGAAGAAAAGAGUUUAUGUGGGCUGUAGACAAGAACGCUCUGGAAAACAAGCGGACAGACGGAAAAAAGGACGAGCCAUGAUCACGUAUCGGAGCGGUGCAGCAACCCACUGGCUGGCUUUCAUCCUGAUAUCCUGACUAAAAGAGAGAAGAGCCGAAAGGAAAAACAGAAGUGGUGGAUACAAAGAAGACAGAGCGAGGAGGAGGGGAGGCGCUUUUUCCUCAAAGAAAAGAGGAGGGGGGGGUCCAUGCUCAGCACGUAAUACACAGAUAUCUUCCCAAAGCGUUACGCAGACGCUGACACAGGUAGGCACCCAGCCUCCACAGGCAGGCCGGGUCAACGCUGGCAAAUUAGCAAAGUGGCAGGAAAAACAGAGGAGGACGCCGCUGGAGCUGAGCGGAGGAAGAGAGCAGCCCGAGAGGAUACUGACAUCGAUAGUCGAGAAGGAGGACGAGGUGACGCGGUGUGGUGUGGAGGCUUGGUGUUGAGGGAGAGAAGACGGGGGAGGGGAGGCGGUGCUGAGGAGGAAGAGGAAGAAGCUAGGGAACUGAUGGCUCGUGGCGGUGGUUCAGGGAGGUGGAGCAGGCAGAGGAUGGGAUUCUUUAACACCAUGCUGCGCUGCAACCUCCCCCCAGAGACCCAGAAGGUGGUGGUGUUCCUCAUCAUGAUGUUGCUGAUAAUCAUCAAUGUAGUUCUCAUGUUCCUACUGGCCUUCCAGUAGAGCACACAGACCAACACUCUCAUAGACACAAACUAAGACUCCUGGAUGGAGGAGGAGACCAGGUGAAGUACAAACAGGAGAACAGAGGAGCGCUGUGCUGUUUGGACUGAUGGGCUUCCAGCAUGGCAGCAGCAGAACACAGCUCAUCAGUGAUGGCAGUGUGGUGUAUGCAGAGGGGCUCUGGGACCAUGUUACCAUGGAUGACCAGGAGCUAGGUUUCAAGGCUGGUGAUGUCAUUGAAGUAGUGGAUGCAACUAACAAGGAGUGGUGGUGGGGUCGCAUCAUGGACAGUGAGGGCUGGUUCCCUGCCAGCUUUGUACGGUUGCGUGUGAACCAGGACGAACCCAUGGACGAGUAUCUGGCACACCUAGAGGAGGCUCAGGCUGGACAGGAGGACCGGGCAAGUCUGGGCCUGUUGCUGGGACCUGGGUUACCCUGCAAAGAGCAGAUGAGAACAAAUGUCAUCAAUGAGAUUAUGAGCACAGAGAGAGACUACAUCAAGCACCUGAAAGACAUCUGUGAGGGUUACAUCAAACAGUGCCGCAAAAGGACAGACAUGUUCACUGAAGAGCAGCUUCGUACCAUCUUUGGGAAUAUCGAAGAGAUCUACCGAUUCCAGAGGAAGUUCCUCAAAGGUCUCGAGCAGAAGUUCAACAAGGAGCAGCCACAUCUGAGUGAGAUUGGUUGCUGCUUCCUUGAACAUCAAACAGAUUUCCAGAUCUAUUCAGAGUAUUGCAACAACCACCCCAAUGCCUGCAUCCAACUCUCCAAGUUGAUGAAGGUCAACAAGUAUGUAUUCUUCUUUGAGGCUUGCCGACUGCUUCAGAAGAUGAUUGACAUAUCUUUGGAUGGUUUUUUGCUGACUCCAGUUCAGAAGAUCUGCAAGUACCCGCUGCAGCUGGCAGAACUGCUCAAAUAUACCAACCCACAGCACAGGGACUACAAAGACGUGGAGGCAGCUUUGAAUGCCAUGAAGAAUGUUGCCAGGCUUAUAAAUGAGAGAAAACGGCGCCUUGAGAACAUCGACAAGAUCGCUCAGUGGCAGAGCUCCGUUGAGGAUUUUGAGGGUGAAGAUGUCCUCAGCAGAAGCUCUGAGCUCAUCUUUUCGGGAGAGCUGACCAAGCUAUCCCUGCCUCAGGCUAAGAGCCAACAGAGAAUGUUUUUCCUUUUUGACCAUCAGAUGGUGUACUGUAAAAAGGACCUCCUGCGCCGAGACAUACUUUACUACAAGGGCCGGAUUGACAUGGACCACAUGGAAGUAAUAGAUCUGGAGGAUGGUAAGGAGAAAGACUUCAACAUCAGCGUAAAAAAUGCUCUGAAACUGCGUUCGCUAGCUGGUGAUGAAGUCCACCUCCUAUGUGCUAAGAAGCCUGAGCAGAAAGAGCGCUGGCUCCGAGCCUUUACUGAUGAGAGGAGGCAGGUCCAGCAAGACCGCGAGACAGGGUUCACUCUCACAGAGGUCCAGAAGAAACAGGCCAUGUUGAAUGCCUGCAAAAGCCAUCCUGCUGGAAAACCCAAAGCGGUGUCCAGACCUUAUUAUGACUUCCUCCUGAGGCAGAAACACCCCUCUCUCCCCUCUGCUUUGCCCCAGCAGCAGGUCUUUAUGCUGGCUGAGCCCAAGCGCAAGACCUCCACCUUCUGGCACAACAUUGGCAGACUGACGCCCUUCAAGAAGUAAAAAAACUGUAAGGAAAAAGAAGCCUUGGAGAAAAGGAACAGGAGAAAGAGUCUCUAUUCGUGCCUGAAUAGACCGUUUUUAACCCUUCCUCUCUUUAAGUCCUACACAUAAUAUCCUCUAAUUAUUGAUUUAUUGUAUAGAUAUGAAUUGAAUAUGUUAUCUUUUGAAAGCACUUUAUAUGUUGGUCAACAAUCAGACAUGGGAAUGGUCCUCUGGAGACAAUGAGUCAGAUAGGUAGAGUAAACUCUCAAUAGACCUUGAAUCAAGCACUGAUUGGAACUAGAACUACUACUGUACUGCUACUGUACUAGUACAGUACUACUAUUGUACUAGUACUGCACUAGUACAAUACUAGUACUGUACUGCUGCAGGUGAGCGUGGGACUCCUGACUGUGCUGUCUCGGUGAAGACGUUGCCUGUCAACAAAACCUUGUUUAUUUUCACUCUUCUGUUGCUUCAUGAUUUGACAGAUGCCAAGUGUAUUUAGUGCCAGAUGAUCUGUUUUUAUAUUUGUUCCUCGUCUGCUUAUGAAGAGACAACAUUUCUUGUUUCCAUGUACAGAAAUAUAAUUUCAGCUAUGUUUUGUUUGGUGAUUAUGACCCACCGGGAUUUUGUACUUCUCUGGUGUAAUGUGCAAACUCCUGACGAAUAUCAAACGCAGCCCAAAGAAAAACCGGCUCAGCACAUGUUCUCGGCUGCUCCACGGUCUGAACCUCGACGACUCCUGAUACCUGCUGUGUCAAUGAAAGUACGCAACUCGCUCGCUUUUCUUUUUCUUUCUGUUCUUUGUUGAAGUGCCAUUUGAAGUGUGUCAUGGAUGCUUUACAAUGACAUGCAUGGAUGUGCUUAAAAGAAAUACUGUGAGGAAUAUUUUUUUAUCUCUGAAGAGCCCUGCUAUAUUUAACCUGAUAGCUACAGCUGGUUUCAUCGUGCAGCCAUGCUGACAGCAUAUCUCUGUCUCACACUCUCAUUCUUUUACCUGUGUUUCUGAUACUCACUAUUCCUGCUCUGUGUAUCUGAUUUCCAGUAUAAUCUCAUGUCAGAUCAGUGCAGCCCGGCGAUAUUGCUCUGUAAGUGCAUUUAGUGAAAUGUACUCCUUACUCCUUUCUGUUCAACAAUUAAACGUUCCUAAAAUGACACAUGUCGCUUCAA